Molecule: messenger RNA, 1316 nt
Organism: Durio zibethinus
Lineage: Eukaryota; Viridiplantae; Streptophyta; Magnoliopsida; Malvales; Malvaceae
Product: protein trichome birefringence-like 43
Cellular component (GO): Golgi apparatus
Molecular function (GO): O-acetyltransferase activity
Source: RefSeq, a predicted model, not a curated record
UUGACAUAAAAGGAAAUCCAAAAAUCUACCCUAUUAACCACUAUAUUCUGCCUUCCAAUUUUAACAACAUUUCCUUUAAUAAAAAUCCCUCACAUUCCUUCUUUAUAUUCUGUGUUCUGUCACGGUGCAAAAAUAUUCUGAGUUUCACCAAUUCAUCUCUCUUUGAACAUGGGUGCUUUCGCCAUUGCUGCAACAACAUUUGUGGUGCUUUCUCUUUUACAGCAGCUACAUGCAGGACAUGAAGAGAAGGUGGAGAGAGAUGAAACUGUAAAGGGAAGCGACUACUGUGAUCUUUUUCAUGGCAGUUGGGUGUAUGACGAAUCAUACCCUCUCUAUGAAUCGUCAAACUGUCCAUUCAUUGAGAAGCAGUUUGAUUGCCAGAUGAAUGGUCGACCUGAUAAAGAGUAUCUUAAAUACAGAUGGCAGCCCACUGCCUGCAACUUGCCAAGGUUCAAUGGAGAAGAUUUGUUGUCGAGAAUGAGUGGGAAGAGCAUCAUGUUCGUUGGGGACUCUCUCAGUUUAAAUCAGUGGCAAUCACUCACAUGCAUGCUUCACACAGCUGUGCCACACGCCAAGUACACAAUUAAGACUGUUGAAGGCCUCUCUACAUUCAAAUUUUCAGAGUACAACACAAAAGUGAUGUUCUCCCGUAAUGCUUUCCUAGUGGAUAUUGUAAGCAUGCCAAUUGGGCGAGUUCUGGAGCUUGAUUCAAUUGAAGGUUCCAAAUUAUGGAAAGGAGCUGAUGUCUUGAUCUUCAACACAUGGCAUUGGUGGCUUCACACCGGAAGGAAACAACCAUGGGAUUUCAUCGAAGAUGGAAAUCAUACACAGCCAGACAUGGAUCGCUUGGUUGCCUAUGAGAAAGCGUUAAAUACAUGGGCUAAAUGGGUUGACACCAAUGUUGAUAUUCCUUCUAAAACCUCGGUUUUCUUUCAAGGAGUCUCCCCUGAUCACAUGAAUUCAAACGAUUGGGGAGAACCGAAUGCAAAGAAUUGUGCAGGGCAGACAAAGCCGAUAAGUGGAGGAAAUUACCCAGGAGGUAAACACCCGGCAGAGCUAGUGGUUGAGAAAGUGCUAAGGUCCAUGUCAAAGCCGGUUUAUCUACUCAAUGUGACCACUCUAUCACAGCUAAGAAAAGAUGGACAUCCAUCAGUGUUUGGCCAUGGUGGCCACAGAGACAUGGACUGCAGCCAUUGGUGCCUGCCUGGUGUUCCUGAUACUUGGAAUGAACUCCUAUACGCAGCUCUCAUUCAAAGCUGAAGAUUUGAAAUCCAAUUUUUUAUUCAUAAAAGUGGUUUGUAAUUGACAAUAAUAUU